This is a messenger RNA of Thrips palmi, 1031 nucleotides long. Its product is annotated as E3 ubiquitin-protein ligase RNF166-like. The record is from RefSeq and is a predicted model, not a curated record. NCBI's taxonomy places the organism in Eukaryota, Metazoa, Arthropoda, Insecta, Thysanoptera, Thripidae. The transcript has 6 exons. The coding region runs from base 398 to 874 and encodes 158 amino acids.
GUACCACUUCAGACUUGCUCGUUGAUUUCCUGAUCGCUUGCGUAACAGCUCACCGAACAACCCGUCGCACGCAACUAUCUGUAGCCACCUCGAACUUAUUUCUCGAAAACAGUGGUCCUUCACGUUUGACGGACUGCCUCUUGAGCUGGUGGAGGCAAUCAUGGCUGUCAUUCUAGGAGAGUUUGUCAUGUUCUGCCCCCUCCGCCACAUCUUCUUAUGUAAUUGAAACUGUCACUGGUACCUCUUGUUAGAGUUCUUCUUACUUCCGUCUGAUUGGCUCUGGCGCUGCGAUUGACAGCGUUCUCCUACAUCCCUCCUUUCUCUCCGGGACGGACGCUUCUUGGUGUCUACUGAACGCAGCAGCUACCAUACGGCCGGGAGUUUCUUCACCCUGAAGAUGGAUUGCGACGUGUGCAUGCAGACUUUCAACGAUGCAGAACGUCGCCCCAAGUUCCUUCCCUGCGGCCACACGUACUGCCUGUCUUGCCUGAUGCAGCUGCCGGCCAAGCAGUGCCCCGUCGACCAGAAGGUGUUCCAGUUGGACAAUUUGAUCGACAACUACAAGUUGCUCAACGCGCCGCUCAAGCCCCCACGCUUCUGGUGCAUCCCCUGCGAGAAGGCCGCGACCGAGGAAUGCCUGGACUCGCACACUGUGCACAGCCUCAAGCUGCAGCGCACCAAGGCGUCAGGGCCGCUCCUGGAGGCGCUCCGGCAGGGCGAGGCGGGCUUGUUGGGGCUGGCUGGGGUCCUGGACAAGGCGGCCGUGGCCAGGCAGGCGGACGACUGCGGCGACUGGCUGGAGAGGCAGCAUGUUGACCUGGUCGCAGCGAGGAACCGCCUGGAGGACGCGCUGGAGGCGGACACGGCGGCCUGAGACACGGCGGCCCAUCGGACCGUGUUGCAGAUCGAAUUGCCCAAGACCGCGGCCCAGCUGGCGGCCGACCUGUCCAGCCCCUCUUCCUCGUGCUCAGUGACGGUGCGGCGCGCUGCUGGGGGGCCAGUGGCGUGGACCGGCGAGGUGCGGCCCACGG